AUGCAUCCUUAUCCUCCAAUAAUAAAAGUGAAAGGGAAAAAGAGGCUAAUCUUUAUUUCAUGGGAAACAGGGAAGACUCCCAUGAGUUUGGAGGAAGAUCUUAAGAUUUCAAAGAAGGAAAUUGCCUCCUUAAAAACUUCUAAUGAGGACCUAAAGAAGUCAUUGGAUGAAAUUUCUAACGAAAAACUCUUUAAAGAAAACAAUUCUUUGAAAAAUGAAGUUGAGAAGCUUAGGAACUCAAUCUCAAAAUUUCACAAAGGGAAAGAGUCUUUUGACACACUAGUUGUAUAUCAAAGAGCUCCCUUUGUGAGGAAUGAACUUAGGUUCAAUGAAGCUUCAUCAUCCACAUCUCACAACAUAAUUUUUGUCCAAGCCACUCAACCACAAGCAUUUGAGAGAAACUCAAAUGUGUAUCUUAAAUCCACAAGCACCAUCUUUGGCAUGUUGAUAGUGGAUGUUCAAGGAAACAAAGUCACUUUCGACUCCAAUGGAUGUCUUGUCAACACUCUAGUGGAUGACAAAGUGAUAUUUAAAGGAGAAAGAAGUGGCAACACCUACACAAUUGACCUACACAAAGUUGCUAAUCAAUCCUUCAAGUGCCUUGUAUCUAUUAGUGAUGAAUCUUGGCUAUGGCAUAGAAGACUAAGACAUGCAAGUAUGGAGCUUCUAUAUAAGAUAGUGAAAGAAGAACUAGUAAAUGGACUUCCCAAGUCUAUUCCACAUCAAGCAAAGCCUAUAGAGUCCAUGAAUGUAGUUUUUGAUGAAUCAAAUAAGCUUGAUCUUGGGGAAGGUGUUUGUGUAAAUGAUAUUGUAGGUGCACUUGAGGAACUCAAAGUAGAUGUUGAUGAUCCUUCAAAAGGAGCGAACAAAUCUAUAAAGGAAAUUCAAGAAGACCAACAAAAUCAAGAUGCAACUCAAGAUCCCUAA
This is a messenger RNA of Ricinus communis (castor bean), 927 nucleotides long. RefSeq lists its product as uncharacterized. The record is from RefSeq and is a predicted model, not a curated record. Lineage: Eukaryota; Viridiplantae; Streptophyta; Magnoliopsida; Malpighiales; Euphorbiaceae. The transcript is spliced from 5 exons. The coding region runs from base 1 to 927 and encodes 308 amino acids.